AUGGGCGUGAAGCAGUCGACGUUCGAGGCGUUCGCGGUGCCGCUCGCGUUCGGCACUGGCGUGGCCAUCGCCCGCCUGGUCACCGGCCGGGGCAAGCGCCGCGCCGUCAAGGCCAAGGCGUCCCGCGACGAGAGGCGUGUGGCGCUGGGCAAGGACUCCCGCGCGGCGAAGCUGUUCGACCACCUCGCCAAGUACCACCAGGAGCACCUCCUCGACUGCUGGGCGGACCUCGACAAGGCCCAGCGCGACCAGCUCGACAAGCAGCUCCGUUCGUUCGACCUCGAGUUUGUGCAGCGCGCCUUCCCGUCGUCCAUGGCCGUCGACGCCGUCGUGUCCGGCAUGUCGCCCGAGCCGGUGGACGUGGCGGACGUGGCGCCGAUCGCGGGGCGCGACCCGCAGGAGGCGGAGCAGUGGCGCCUGGAGGGUCUCCGGCUCAUCUCGACGGGCAAGGUCGCGGUGAUCCUCCUCGCGGGCGGGCAGGGCACGCGCCUGGGCAGCGCAGCGCCCAAGGGGUGCUUCGACAUCGGGCUGCCGUCGGGCAAGCCGCUCUUCCAGCUGCACGCCGAGCGCAUCGCGAAGCUGCAGCGCCUGGCCGCGGACGAGGUCGGCCCGAACGGUCCGGGCGGCCUCCCCGACAAGCUGGUGCACUGGUACAUCAUGACGUCGCCGGCGACGGACCGGGCGACGCGGGAGCACUUCAAGGGCGCGGCGUACUACGGGCUGAGCGCGUCGCAGGUGCACUUCUUCCAGCAGGCGACGAUGCCGUGCCUGACGCCGGAGGGGGACAUGAUCCUCGAGACCCCUGGGAGGGUGGCGACGGCGCCCGACGGGAACGGGGGGCUGUACCAGGCGCUCGCGGCGUCCGGCGCGCUCGCGGACAUGCGGUCGCGCGGCGUGGAGUGCGUGGACGCGUUCUGCGUCGACAACGCGCUCGCGCAGGUGGCGAGCCCGGAGUGGCUGGGGUACUGCCGGGCGCGCGAGGCCGACGUGGGCGCGCGCGUGGUGGCGAAGAGCGGGCCCGGCGAGAAGGUCGGCGUGUUCGUGAAGAGCGGCGCGUCGGGCAUCGCGGUGAAGGAGUACUCGGAGCUCGGGCAGGACCUCGCCGGCCUCAAGGGCCCCGGGGGUCAAUUGGUCUACCGCUGGGGCAACAUCUGCAUGCACUACUUCUCGCUCAAGUUCCUCGAGUCCACCGCCAAGGCGAUGCGCGCGACGCCGACGUACCACGUGGCGCGCAAGAAGAUCCCGUGCGUGGGCGGCGACAAGGUGGACGGCAUCAAGCUGGAGCAGUUCAUCUUCGACCCGUUCCCGUCCGCGGGGAAGUGCGUGCUGUUCGAGGUGCGCCGCGAGGCCGAGUUCGCGCCCGUGAAGAACGCGCCGGGCGAGGCGGUGGACUCGCCCGACACGGCGCGCGCGGCGGUGCUGGCGCUGCACAAGAAGUGGGUCGAGGCCGCGGGCGGGCAGGUCGUGAGCAACGCCGCGGCGCUCUCCAAGGUGCUCCCCGAGGCGUUCUACGGCGCGCUCUCGGAGCUCCCGGGCGUGGAGGUCGCGCCGACGCUGUCGUACGCCGGGGAGGGGCUGGAGCGCCUGUGCAAGGGGAAGCAGUUCAAGCUGGGGACGCACAUCGACAGCAUGCGGCUCGUGCGGCAGGGCUCGAGCGUCGGCAAGUCGAAGAACAUGGACGUGCUCGACGCGCCGCGGAGCCGCGGCCCGAGCGCGCGCACCAGCAAGGUGGGCUCGCGGCGCGACAGCGGGGCCGGGCUCAAGGAGCUCGUCAACCUGCCCAAGGACCAGCUGCCGACGCACCAGGAGAAGUGA
Messenger RNA from Pedinophyceae sp. YPF-701, 1815 nucleotides. NCBI's taxonomy places the organism in Eukaryota, Viridiplantae, Chlorophyta, Pedinophyceae. The record is from the annotation of a GenBank genome assembly.